GAACGGGGUGAACGUUGAAGGAGCCACGCACAAGCAAGUGGUGGACCUGAUCCGUGCUGGGGAGAAGGAGCUGAUCCUGACGGUGCUGUCGGUGCCUCCCCACGAGGCUGAUAACCUGGACCCCAGCGACGACUCCUUGGGGCAGUCCUUCUAUGACUACACGGAGAAACAGGCCGUGCCCAUCUCCAUCCCCACCUACAAGCACGUGGAGCAGAACAGCGAGAAGUUUGUGGUGUACAACGUGUACAUGGCGGGUCGCCAGCUCUGCUCCAAGCGCUACCGCGAGUUCUCCAUCCUGCACCAGAACCUGAAGCGGGAGUUCGCCAGCUUCCCCUUCCCCCGCCUGCCUGGCAAGUGGCCCUUCUCCCUCUCCGAGCAGCAGCUGGACGCCCGGCGCCGUGGCCUGGAGGAGUACCUGGAGAAAGUGUGCUCCAUCCGCGUCAUCGGGGAGAGCGACAUCAUGCAGGAGUUCCUGUCGGAGUCAGACGAGAAUUACAAUGGUGUCUCAGACGUGGAGCUCCGAGUAGCACUACCAGAUGUAACCACAGUGACAGUCCGGGUGAAAAAGAACAGCACGACAGACCAGGUGUACCAGGUGAGCUGCUGCUUUUUCACCUUGAGGGGAGGAUUUGCCUUGCUGGAGU
Molecule: messenger RNA, 644 nt
Organism: Merops nubicus (carmine bee-eater)
Lineage: Eukaryota; Metazoa; Chordata; Aves; Coraciiformes; Meropidae
Product: sorting nexin-27-like
Exons: 4
Biological process (GO): intracellular protein transport
Cellular component (GO): early endosome
Molecular function (GO): phosphatidylinositol-3-phosphate binding; protein binding
Source: RefSeq, a predicted model, not a curated record